Nicotiana tabacum (common tobacco) is the source of this 1404-nucleotide messenger RNA. RefSeq names its product peroxidase 44-like. The record is from RefSeq and is a predicted model, not a curated record. Gene Ontology annotation, molecular function: heme binding; peroxidase activity. Lineage: Eukaryota; Viridiplantae; Streptophyta; Magnoliopsida; Solanales; Solanaceae. Gene Ontology annotation, biological process: response to oxidative stress; hydrogen peroxide catabolic process.
UUUCUAAAAAAGAUGGACAAGAAGAUAAUAUUACUGUCUUUCUUGUGCAUUAGUCUUCAGCUAUCAUUUGUCUCAGCUCAACUUCAAGUUGGUUUUUAUAAUACUAAAGCUAGAUGUCCACGAGCAGAAAGCAUAGUUCGAGAUACGGUGCGAAGCCGCUUCUUUGCGGAUCGUUCCAUCACGGCGGCAUUGUUGCGGAUGUAUUUUCAUGACUGCUUCGUCAGGGGUUGCGAUGCUUCAAUAUUGAUAGACUCCAAAAACACAAAGAACAAAAAGUCAGAAAAAAAUGCAGGAGCAAAUGGGUCAGUACGAGGAUACGAGCUGAUUGAUCAGAUAAAGAGUAAAUUAGAGGCUACAUGUGCUAUGACAGUCUCUUGUGCAGACAUCAUUGCAUUAGCCACCCGAGAUGCAGUUGCAUUAGCCGGAGGACCGAGCUACAGCAUUCCCACCGGUAGGCGCGAUGGGCUAGUGUCAGACCCAUCACAAGUGAACUUGCCGGGCCCUAGUUUAACCGUGCCACAAGCAUUUCAAUUUUUCAAAAACAAAGGGUUUACUAUGAAUGACAUGGUGACUCUUUUAGGUGGCCACACCGUGGGAAUUACACAUUGUAGUUUGUUUAAAGGCGAUAGGCUAUCAAGGGCAGAUGGGAGCAUGGAUACUAACUUGUUUAACCGCCUUAGAAAGACAUGUUCUUCUAGUGGUGACCCAUCUGUUUUCUUGGACCAAAACACUUCAUUUGUUGUCGAUAAUUCCUUUUACAAACAGCUAAGGUUGAAGAAAGGGAUAUUGAAGGUUGAUCAGUUACUUGCUUCUGACAAAUCAACCGCUGGGGCUGUGGCGAAUUUUGCUGCUAAUCCAAGAGCCUUCCAACAAGCUUUUGCAAAUGCAUUGAUCAAGUUAGGUAACACUCAAGUUCUAACAGGGAAAUCAGGAGAAAUCAGAAGAAAUUGUAGAGCCUUUAAUCCUCCUCAACUUAAGAGCCCUCCUCCUCCUCCCCCCAAGAUCGUAAAGAGUCCUCCCCCUCCUCCUCCUAAGAUCUUAAAGAGUCCUCCUCCCCCACCACCCAAAUAUCAGAGUAACUUCCUGGCCAAUUUCACGAUUACAGGAGCAGAAACAAGGUUUAAAUCUACUGACGAAUCAGUUAGAAAGUUAGAAGCACAAUUACAGAGUUACAUGUUGUCAAAUGAUUCGCGAAUUGAAGAUUUAGGUAAAAAAAUUAACAAGCUAAUGAAGAGGAUCAUUUCCCCACAAGGAGAAAUCCUGGGAAGUGCACCGACUGAAGGUCUGCAAAUUAUGUGGUCUGGUAAUCGACCACGAACUUGGGAAAAUGGCAAAUCUUCUUUGGGUCGAUCACAAGGGAACUUCUCUCAUUCAGGUGGGAAAUUCCAUAUUUUGAAGGAGUAG